GGUUUGGUUGUAAGAAAAAAAAAAAAACUGGAGUAAGAGCGACUGAAUGGGAAAGCUUUCUGUUAAGAACCUCCACCCUCCUCAGCGCCUCUAGAGCCUGCGCCUCAGGAACAUCUCCCUCCUUUCUGGGAGAGCACCCGAGAGGACACGAAACACCUCAGCCUCUCUCGCCUUCCAUCACGUCCCUGUGCUCAAAUAACAUCGAAAAGAACGAGCCCCAGCAGAUGUGAGACCAUCACUCUUUACCUUUUGUCGGAUUAUCAGUUUGAAUGAGUUCCGCUUUCUUUGGCUCAACAUCAGCAUCAACUGAGCACUGCCAUCCUCCUCCUCCUCAUCAUCAUCAUCCUCCUGUUUGUCUUCAUCCUCAUCCUCAUCUAAAAUCGAGUUCUCUGUCUUCAUUCAUCAAGCAGUCUCACCAUGUAUCUGGAGAACAAAACCAGCCUGGAGAUUGAAAUGUCUCAGACGGCAUCCCAAGGCCAUCAGGGCAGGAGCAGCCUCAGGUCACCGAAGGCGGUGGCAGGGAACUUCGGGGAACUGUGUCUGCUGGAGGGCAUCUCGGAGAGGCUAGACACCCAGAAGCUGCAGCAGUCUGCAGGACAGUGCGUCAUCCACACUGAGGGCUUUGUCCCCAUUCGACAAGAGGACGGUUUCAGGAAUAAUUUCAGUGCUGUCAACAUCCUCAGAGGAAAAACAAACUCAGCCAACCUCACAGAGAGGUCGCCUCUGCUGCGAUUCUCUCAAGAUGACAGCAUAACCUACAUGACCCUACAUGACCCCAGCUUUGUUGGAGUUGAGGAGCCCUGGAACAACGGCUCCCUGGACGUGGAGAGGCGGUAUCGGCUGGGCAGUGAGGUCACCAGCCUGUCGCUAUCGCGCUCCAGCUCCUCGGAGAAGUACGACCCUCUGGACAACCUCAACCUCAGCUUCAGAUUCACAAGCAAUGUGAAAUGCUGCUUCAAAGUCUCCAAAACUGCCACCAUCUUUGCGUUUGUUGUUCUCUGCAGUCUGUUCUUCAGCAUGUAUCCUGAUCGAGACAACCCCUGGAGGAUGGUGGCAGUCUCUCCCACAGAGAGUUUCUCAAUGAAUGUGACUGAUUUUCGGGACAAUGCUUUACUGAAGCUACAGGUGGCCGGGCCUUUUGCAGGGGGGAUGAUAGAUUUGACCACUCAGGAGUACAUCCUCAUCCAGGUAGAGCAGACCGAGCAGCCAGGACAGCGGCGGAGGAGGACUCAGCAGGUGACUCAUAAUUGGACCAUCCCUCUACAUGCAGAAAGAAGCGACCAGAUAGUGGAAACAAAAACCUUUGAGAUGCUCAGCAGUGAUCCCAUCGCCAUCACAAUUCAGGCGUUCCUGCAGGAUAACGAGGUGGUGCCGCUAUCCAUGACCCACCAGUCGCUUUACGUCAGUGUGGAGACACAGGUGGCCAUCGCUGGAAUCAUCCUGGCCGGGGUCUAUGUUCUCAUCAUCUUUGAGAUUGUGCACCGCACCCUGGCUGCUAUGCUGGGAUCUUUGGCAGCCUUAGCUGCUCUGUCUAUCAUCGGGAAUAGACCCAGCCUUGUUACAGUGGUGGAGUGGAUCGACUAUGAGACGCUGGCUCUUCUGUUUGGCAUGAUGGUGCUGGUGGCCAUUUUCUCAGAGACUGGCUUCUUCGAUUACUGUGCAGUGAAAGCUUACCAGUUAGCCAGAGGAAGAGUGUGGCCCAUGAUCAUCAUCCUCUGUCUCAUCGCUGCCAUUUUAUCUGCUUUUCUGGACAACGUGACCACUAUGAUGCUUUUUACUCCCGUCACCAUAAGGUUGUGUGAGGUGCUUAAUCUAGACCCCAGACAUGUCCUGAUUGCAGAAGUAAUCUUCACCAACAUUGGAGGGGCCGCCACAGCUGUCGGAGAUCCGCCCAAUGUGAUUAUAGUAUCAAAUCAGGACCUGCGCAGAGAAGGGAUUGAUUUUGCCAGUUUCACAGGCUACAUGUUCCUCGGAAUAUGCCUCGUCCUUUUUACCUCAUUUCCUUUCCUGCGGAUGCUCUACUGGAACAAAAAACUUUACAACAAAGAGUCCAUUGAAAUAGUUGAACUCAAGCAUGAGAUCCUGGUUUGGAGGCAAACGGCUCAGCGCAUAAACCCUGCCAGCCGAGAGGAGACAGCUGUGAAAUGUCUUUUAAUGCAAAAAGUCCUCAACCUGGAGAGUCUGCUGCGAAAAAUGAUGAAGACCUUCCAAAGACAAAUUUCUCAGGAGGAUAAGAACUGGGAGCAAAACAUCCAAGAACUGCAGAAGAAGCACAGAAUUACUGACAAAGUUCUGCUGGUGAAGUGUGUGUCCGUCCUUGGCGUUGUGAUCUUCAUGUUCUUUCUCAACUCCUUCGUUCCCAGCAUUCAUCUCGAUCUUGGUUGGAUCGCUAUCUUGGGUGCGCUCUGGCUUUUGGUUCUGGCUGACAUUCAGGAUUUUGAGAUCAUCUUGCACCGAGUGGAGUGGGCCACGCUGCUGUUUUUUGCCGGCCUCUUCGUUUUGAUGGAGGCUUUAGCCCAGCUGCAGCUUAUUGACUAUAUCGGAGAACAGACAGCACUGCUUAUAAAAGCGGUGCCAGAAGACCAGCGCUUGGCUAUAGCCAUUAUCUUGGUGAUGUGGGUCUCGGCUCUGGCUUCUUCUCUCAUUGACAACAUUCCCUUCACUGCCACCAUGAUUCCAGUUCUCAUCAACCUGAGUCAGGAUGCAGAUGUGAACCUGCCAGUUAAACCGCUCAUCUUUGCUUUGGCUAUGGGAGCCUGUCUGGGUGGAAAUGGCACACUGAUAGGAGCAUCAGCCAACGUUGUGUGUGCAGGCAUCGCUGAGCAACACGGAUAUGGCUUUUCCUUCAUGGAGUUCUUCAAUCCUUCCAUGUGCAAAUCUGGAGACGAGGAGAGCAGGACCGAGCACCACAGACAGAACAGACUGGGCUUCAUCAUAUAACAGUGAUAAAAUUCUGUGAUAUAAAAAGGAGGAGCUGAGGAAGAGAUGGGUUGCUAAGAGGUUUGUUGUUUAAGUUGUGUAAUCCUGGCUUUUAAGGAAAAUGCUAAAUUGAUUGGCACUUAUUAACGCCUUCUACUCAGUACUUUCUAGUAUUCACACACGCACAUUCUCACACCAUUAAAUGCCCAGUGGAUACUUCAGCAUGUGGACUGGAGGGAUCAGUCCACAGGGACCAACCAAAUGUUCUAGCUUUUAGUUCCCAGCUGUUUCCCAGUAUCUUCCUCUGUCUUAAUGUGUUCCCUGGUCUGAUAUUUUGUUAGCAGUUAGUAUUCAUGUACUGGUCUCUUGUUUUACUGUGAAAGUUUUCUUCAAUUCCCUGUGUGGUUUUGCUUCCCCUUGAGUGAUUAUCCUGUGUGUCUUCACCUGGUUGUAAUCCUUUCACCCAUUUUCCCUCAUUCCAAUCAAUCAGGCCUGGGUCUGUUUAAAGACCAAGGGCUAUAAAUAGACUUCCUCUUUGUACUGUUAUGUUCCAGUGUGUGUGUUUGCUUCUGUGCUGUCCUGUUCACCUUUUGCUUAGAUUCUCUGGCUCCUCGUAUUUGCCUUGUUGUCUAUACCGUCUAUUUUCUCUUGUAUUUGGACUUUUUGUUACUUUUUGGAUUUUACUAUCAGCUUUCUGUUGGAAUUCUCCUGCGUUCAGUAUUUUGGGUCCUCAAGUCUACACUGUACACAGCAUCACUCUGAAAGGCACACCCUAAUCAGCUCAGCCAUCAGCUGAUCAGUCAGGAUUGUGACUUUGUGGCCUAACUCAACUAACGCUAUGCUCAAUUUGUUGUUUUCAGUGAGUUGUAAUUUAUUCUAAAGACUUGCAGAAGUAUUGCACUUUCCACAUACCUAAGCUACAGGAUAUAUUACUAUGUGACUACUACGUUUUAAUAUUGUAAUCUGAUCUGUGGCAGGUUGCUUCAUUGAUAUUCCUAUUUACAGCUAAUAAGACUGUGGCUGAGAAGAAAAAGAACAACUGCAGGUGACCUUUGGCAUUAAGAAAAUUCCACCAUUAUUUUUUCAGCCUUCGUUACCUGCUCAAUCGGCUCUGACAUGCCAGUGAAGUAAUUGGUGGAAAAUGUGUCAGAGUUGGUUAAAGCUCGUUGACAAAUUUCUUAGCGCACUAAAAAGACUCUGGGACGUCUGUCUGCAAAGGAUUUCAUUGAAAUGGAGGGAAACAGUUGCAACCCGUCAGCUCUACUUCUCUCCCGCUGUAGCUGUGUUUACAGUUAUUGGACAGGAGCAUUGCUCUUGGCUGAAGCACUGCCUGUAAUUGGCUGUCUGUGGCAAGGGUCACUGCUGUUCAGAGAGACAGGCAAGGGGGAGCGAAGUCUGGUCUGAAACUCUGGGCAGCUGGGAUUGACUAGUGCUGUAUCAGGAGGAUGAAUUCAGGGGCCAGAUGAGCCCAUGGGGGCACAAAUGCCUUUUUGAUAAGCCAUCACAAAGGAAAAUGAGUGGCCUCGAAUAGCUCAGCCGUUAGCAUGGUCCCUGUUGCUUCCUUCGUGCCUCAAGGCCCUUAUCAUCCUCCUCUCCACAAACCAUUAACCUAAGGUGCAUCACUAAAGUAACAGCUCUGUAUGUUGUGUAUAGUCCAGGUCGGUUGAAUAGAAACUGCCACGGGUGCUUGUAAUGUAUUGCACUCUAGAAUAGACCCACUGCAAAAUGUACUUGUAAAUGCCUAUCAAUGUGGCAAAUUGGUACAGUUUUGAGACACAAAAACAAAUGACAUUAGACAAUGUAAGGUGCUUCAGAGUGUCUUUUUUUUUUUUGACCACAUGUUGCACAUGUACAGUCAUCUGCAGGAAAUCUAUACAGAAAACAAUAAGCCUCUGCACUGCAGAGGCAGGUGUUGUAGCUUUAUUUCUAAUAAACGUUGCAAUCACGCUCAUA
Oreochromis niloticus (Nile tilapia) is the source of this 4872-nucleotide messenger RNA. RefSeq names its product oculocutaneous albinism II (gene oca2). Gene Ontology annotation, cellular component: melanosome membrane. Gene Ontology annotation, biological process: melanin biosynthetic process; melanocyte differentiation; transmembrane transport. Lineage: Eukaryota; Metazoa; Chordata; Actinopteri; Cichliformes; Cichlidae. The transcript has 24 exons. The record is from RefSeq and is a predicted model, not a curated record. Bases 418 to 2940 code for a protein of 840 amino acids.